GUCUGCAUCAUUACGUUGACGAAACAGCCGAAUGACGAAAGCUAACUUUGAGGUAGCACCCCCGAAACAUGUCCCUCGUCUUGGGCUAGCCGGGCUCAAUUCAACCGGGAAUGGGAGCCUUUUUCCACACUGACGCUGCCGUUUUAUAGCCCCAGCCUUGCAAGUGGGGGGUAGUCAUUCACCGAGGUCACAAGCUUCCACGUUAUAUCCAAAGAAGAUGGCGGAGUUCUCGCCCGUGCUACCGAUGCGGGAUGGAGGAGCAGUGGGGCGAUCCAUCUUCCCUCGGUCCAGGUCCGGUUCCGAGUCCGAGAGCGAACUCUCCCAAAGCCUGGCUCGGACAAAGAUCCGUUCAUACGGAAGCACGGCGAGUGUCACUGUCUCUCUGGGGGAGAAAUUCAUCGAGCAUCGGGUUACACAAAGUGAUACUCUGCAGGGGAUUGCCCUUAAGUACGGUGUAACGAUGGAGCAAAUCAAGAGGGCAAAUAAGUUGUUCAGCAAUGACUGCAUCUUUCUGAAGGACAUUCUCAACAUCCCCGUGGCAGCCCCCAAGCGCUCCAUUUUUAACGGACUGUCUCUGGAGUCUCCCGACGGGGACGGCGAGUCUGCUUGUCAGUCCGAGACCCCUAGUGUCCUGUCGCAAGAUGUUGUCGGACCUUCGCCUGCAUCCUCACCGCCGCCUGAAGAUUCCACGGCCCCCCGACCCCAAGCGGAGGAGCUCUCUGCCAAAGACUUCUUACACAGACUGGAUUUACAAAUCAAACAAUCAAAGCAGGAGGCACGCAGACUGAAAGAAGAGGAAGUAAGGAGCGACGAAAGCGACUUCACGGCACUUACCACGUCAUACCAGGAAAUAUAACGGACCAUUGCGUUUACCUGAAUCUUUCUUGUUUGUUUACCUUCUUGCUUGUUAUGUUUGCCUUUUAUUUAUUAUGCACAUUCAGAUGUUACGAUGUGAUUGUUUUUUGUACAGUUACACUUGAAAAGACAGACAGCCUAAGUGAAGCAUCUCUUAUACAGGUACUAUCCAUCUAUUUAUAUACGCUGCUGCUGUAUAGACAAGACUGCCCCCAGCUGCACAUGUGCGCAUCAGUAUUUAACCCCGGCUGAAACAUCAGGUAAUAGACUACAGUCUGUAUACUCAUCCCAUUAGCUCCCUAAAAGCAUUUUGCUCAAGAUCAGAAAGGGACGCCUCUAUUUUUGGAGUGCAUUAUUUAUGUGUGGAGUGUUUUUAUGUGCUUUGAAAUUGAAUUUGUUUUAAUGUUUGGAGCAGAAUAAAUGACUGUACCGAACAAAACAAUUUGAAUAAAAAAUUUUUGUUUUUGCUUUCAUUUUUUUCUUUAAAAGAUAGAUACUAAAUGGCAUAAAUGGAAGCACAAACAAAACUGGCGUUUGUUUUCCGUCAGUGUAUUUAAACCUCAUUUGUGUGUUACUUUGUUGCUCUAUUAGACCUAGUAAGCACACUUGCAAAGAAAAGACAUUUUUUUAUUUGCUUACACACUCUAGGAAAGAAAAAAAAUCACAUAUUUACAUUUAAAAAUGGCUCUUGUGUCUACUCGGAUGGAAAUGUUCAAAUCUUACAGACACAUGGAGUGGAAUGAUUGACACGUCGCCCCCUUGUCGGCCCGAGUUAUUACUGCAGUUCGCUGAAGUGUAAUCCACAAAUAUAUUUUUGGUCACAUGAAAAGCAAGAAUAGAAUAAGAUUGCACAUAUACACAGAAAAAGAGGUGGUUACAUGGUAAUGUAAUGGUACAAUGUAAUUUUAAUAUACAGUGCUGGUAAAAAAAAAAAAAAAAAAAAAUCGACAAAAUGACCAGUUUCUCUGAUUUUGCUUUUUGUAAGACUGAGUAAAAUGACAAAAA
Messenger RNA from Corythoichthys intestinalis (scribbled pipefish), 1860 nucleotides. It is a transcript of the gene lysmd2, whose product is annotated as LysM, putative peptidoglycan-binding, domain containing 2. NCBI's taxonomy places the organism in Eukaryota, Metazoa, Chordata, Actinopteri, Syngnathiformes, Syngnathidae. The transcript has 3 exons. The record is from RefSeq and is a predicted model, not a curated record. The coding region runs from base 218 to 856 and encodes 212 amino acids.